Molecule: messenger RNA, 1321 nt
Organism: Elaeis guineensis (African oil palm)
Lineage: Eukaryota; Viridiplantae; Streptophyta; Magnoliopsida; Arecales; Arecaceae
Product: aquaporin NIP6-1
Biological process (GO): transmembrane transport
Cellular component (GO): membrane
Molecular function (GO): channel activity
Source: RefSeq, a predicted model, not a curated record
GACCAAAGAUAGGGUAGAAGAAAAGAGAAGGUUAAAGGUUACUUCCUCACAAGCACUGCCUCCUCCAUCCUAAUUCCUUUCCUCCCUUGUGUUAUUCUUUGAGCGUAGACAUGGGCGAAGACGGCGCCUCUGCACUGGAAAACCCCGGAGUUCCACUCCUUGGAGGGCACAAGUCCAGUCGGUUCGCCGAUAGGUGGCGUUCACUACUUGGCCGCGGCAAUUGCUUCGCAGUUAAGCCUUGGACCAUCGACGACGAUGGCCCAAGCAUCCCAGCUUCCGGUUCCCUUGUAAGAAAGGUGGGGGCUGAGUUCAUUGGCACUUUCAUGCUAGUGUUCGCCAGCACGGCUGCGGCAAUUAUCGAUCAGCAGUCCAACGGUGCCGUCACCUUAUUAGGCCUAGCAGCCUGUUCCGGCAUCGCCGCCAUGAUCAUCAUCCUCUCGACCGGCCACAUCUCCGGUGCUCACCUCAAUCCAUCUGUCACUAUUGCCUUUGCCACCUUCAAACACUUCUCUUGGGAGAAGGUACUGGUAUACAUCGCUGCACAAUUGUCGGCAUCACUAUGCGCGGCAUUUGCAUUGAAGGCAAUCUUUUAUCCGAUUUUGGGAGAAGGUGUAACGGUGCCAAGUGGUAGUGCGGGUGCGGCGUUUGUAAUGGAGUUUAUUAUUGGAUUCAAUCUCAUGUUUGUCACCACGGCAGUUGCCACUGAUGUUAGAGCAGUUGGGGAGCUGGCUGGGAUCACGGUAGGAGCAACUGUGGCAAUGAACAACAUCAUUGCUGGGAGGAUUAGCGGGGCAUCUAUGAAUCCAGCGAGGACGCUGGGCCCGGCGGUGGCGGCAAACAACUACAAGGCCAUAUGGGUAUACUUCACGGCACCAAUCCUGGGGACCCUCACCGGGGCCGGAGCCUACACUGCUGUCAAGCUCACGGAGGACGAUGGCACCCCAACUAUGCGAAGCUUCAGAAGGUGACGACGGUCAUCAAUUAUUCUUGUCCAAAAAGGAGAUAGACGCUAGUUUAGCAAGAUAAAGAUCUAGCUUAGCAACUGUGUACGUCCUUUCAUGUGCAACAAUGUAAUUGUAUGAUUGGGGUAAGAUGGUGGUUGUGGGGGCCUCAAGGUUCAUGUGUAGGUCUGCAGUCCAUGUGAGAAAAGGGAUAGAAAGUGUAGUGUAAAUAAAGCUUCCUGAGAAGGAGAGGUUGGAUAUUGGUUCAGAUAUUAAUGGUGGUCUAAGCUUAGGUUUGGGAGUCAAAGCUUCCUUGUAUAUAUUGUUAUAAGGCUUGUAUUAGUAAAUGCAAAUUAUGGAAUGUGAUUGUUAUAGCGGAA